ACAGGUGGGUCAGAUUAACUCUGGAGGGCUCAGGACGUUCAUUCUAUUAGCUCCCGUGCUGGGAAUGAAAUCGCCACUCCCGCCCGCCACAGUCCGAGAGCUCGUGCGGUCAUGUCUGCAUAGAGACCCUGUGGCGGCAGACCUGCGCUGCAGCCUCUUUGCCGCUGCCGCACUGAGUUACAAGCGGGACUCUGUGCUCCGACCCUUCCCCCCACUAUACCUCAGUGGGGACAACAAGGAAUUUGAGGCCCUGCUGGCAGACGUUAACGCCCUGCCUGGGGUGAGGGAGUUGGUGCGACUGGGCCCUGGAGAAGGGGAGCGACACCUUGCCCUAAUGCACUGGGUCCUCUCUUCCAAGAACUUUGCUGUGAAGACACUUCAGAAGGAUGAGUAUGCUAGAAUUCGAGAACUGACCGAGUGUGAUGGAGUGUCAGCCCCUGUCCCAGACUUCCUGUUUGAGCUGGAGUACUGUGAUCAGAUGAACGCUAAAUUUGAGAAGACCAGGGGAGAGCGGGACCUCCUUUAUGCUUUCCAUGGCAGUCGACUGGAGAACUUCCAUUCCAUCAUUCACAAUGGUCUACACUGUCACCUGAACAAGACUUCACUGUUUGGCGAAGGCACUUACCUCACUAGUGACCUCAGCAUGGCUGUCCUCUAUAGUCCUCAUGGCAACGGUUGGCGUGAGAGUCUUCUGGGGUCAUUGCUAAGCUGCGUCGCUGUGUGUGAGAUCAUCGAUCACCCAGACGUGAAGUGUCAAGUGAAGAGGAAAGACUCUGAGAGAAUUGACCGACAAAGAGCAAGGGCAAGGAACAGCGAAGGAGGAGAGGUGCCUCAGAAGUACUUUGUGGUUACCAACAAUCAGCUGCUCCGUGUCAAAUACCUGCUGGUGUACUCCCAGAAACGACGCCGCACCAGGCACACCAGAGGGACAUCCUGGCUGGUCAGACACCACUUUGCCAUCAUGAUGAGCCUGUAUCUGCUGUUACUCAUCCUUAUCGGUGCCUUCAACUCCACCGCCUUCCAGUCCUUCUGGCACAAACUGUUUCGGUGAGAGAAGAGCAGACAUAAUCCUCCCUCAGUGCUCUCCUCCCCACCCAAAGUGCCUUCUCUUUAACGGGGCCGGACAAUCAUGCAGGAGACUCACUUUCCCUGACCAUACAGGAACACGGUGUUCUGCACAUUGGUUCUUCUCCUCCUCUCUCUUCCUUUUUAAUAUAUUUGUUUUUUUUUGUACAGCGGUUGGCAUUAGUUGCUCGAGUCUAUGACUGCCAGUUCUGUUUACGCUACAGGUAUGAGUUUUUAGUUCGUCUGUUGUACAAGGUUUCUGUCUCUCAUCAAGCAUGGAACAGGAGAAAUGGAAACAUCACAAUAACUGAAACGCAUAUCGGGCGUCUUUGAACAUCAUGUUCUCACAGAUCUAUUUUAACUGUUUUAGGCCAGGCUCUGUUCAAUGCACUACUUUUAUAAAUGGCAGACAGAAAGAUUGUGAAAUAUUGGCAGCAUGCUGAUGGAGACAACGCCAUUCCUUUCAUGGACCCCCAAGGGCUUACUGCACCAUGUAACUGAAGUCUCUUUGCAUUCCAGUCUCGGUUCUUGAAUGUAGGCCUCUGCUUUUGAAUGUGGGCCUAUUCUCCACUAACGCUUAAAUGCCAUCAUUUGCAUCCAAGAUUGUUAUUUAGUCCCACUUUAUGUUACAUUCUGAUAUGAUUUUUACAGUAUGAGAGCGUAACAGUUCAUUCCCUGCGACUAUGACUGGUGGGGAGGAUGCAUGGGAUUUGCUGAAGCUGUGACGCAUAUUCAGCAUCUACACUGAGUCAUGCGCUGCGCUGUUAUGCACUUCAGUUGUCACUAAGGGCAGUGAGAAGAGAAAAAAAAAAAAAAAACUUAAUGAAUGCAGAUGAACCUUCUAUGCAGAAGUGUUCAGUUCAUCCUUUGCUUGCACUCUACCUCCAGACAGCACAGGCAGUUGUCUUUUUUUCAUGCUUUGAAAUGUAUUGGGUUUGGGCACAGCUCUGAUAGACACCUGCUUUCAUGUUCUGUUAAGAAAAGGAAGUUCCCAUGUAAUGUACCACCACAAUGUAGCCUUGGGCAUUUUAAGUUUCUUCAAUAUGUGUAAUUGGUUGAAAGUUGUUUUUUAAUAGAGUAUUUUCUCAAAAUAAUAUUGUAAUUACUUCUAAUAUAUUUCUUGCUGUGAUCAGCAGCUGCGUCUUGCCUCAGUUUUUUUUUUUCCUAUGCAAGGACAAGUACUGUAUUGUAAAUUACUCAUUUAAAAAGCUGACUGUCGAAGAGGUUAGCAGUUUUUGUCUUUGUUUUGUCUCUGUUUUACAUUAUCUGAGUCAUGGUAAGUGUGCUUUGCUUUAGUUUUCAGUAUUCAUUUGAAAGUAUUGGGGGCAUUUAGGCCAAAAUGCUAUGGCACUUGUGUUGAGGAACGAGUCUAAGGGACUAUUGAUUUUUUUUU
Molecule: messenger RNA, 2458 nt
Organism: Megalops cyprinoides (Indo-Pacific tarpon)
Lineage: Eukaryota; Metazoa; Chordata; Actinopteri; Elopiformes; Megalopidae
Gene: parp16
Product: poly (ADP-ribose) polymerase family, member 16
Exons: 7
Coding region: 65-1051 (328 amino acids)
Biological process (GO): endoplasmic reticulum unfolded protein response
Cellular component (GO): nuclear envelope; membrane; intracellular anatomical structure
Molecular function (GO): NAD+ poly-ADP-ribosyltransferase activity; protein serine/threonine kinase activator activity; kinase binding
Source: RefSeq, a predicted model, not a curated record